Asparagus officinalis (garden asparagus) is the source of this 1976-nucleotide messenger RNA. Its product is annotated as probable acyl-activating enzyme 1, peroxisomal. Lineage: Eukaryota; Viridiplantae; Streptophyta; Magnoliopsida; Asparagales; Asparagaceae. The record is from RefSeq and is a predicted model, not a curated record.
CCAUGCUGCAUGCUGCCGGAGAUCAGCCUGAUCAGUCUGUGGCUGCAUCGAUCUCCGAAGACGCUAGGGAGUUUGAGUACACUGAUACUAAGAGAGAAGAGGAAGAAGAAGGUAUAGUCUGUAGCCCCGCCAACUACGUCCCCCUAACUCCCCUCAGCUUUCUCGAGCGCGCCGCCAUCGUCUGCUCUGAUCGCCCUGCUGUAAUCUACGGCUCUCGUACGUACACGUGGAGGGAAACCCAUGGACGUUGCCUCCGCCUCGCGUCCGCCCUCACCCAAUUGGGGAUAUCUCGCCAAGAUGUUGUCGCCGUUCUUGCGCCCAACGUCCCUGCAACAUACGAGCUCCACUUCAGCGUUCCAAUGGCUGGCUCCCGACAAGACUCAGCCAUGCUGUCCGUCCUACUGAAGCACUCCGGGGCCAAAGUCCUCUUCGUCGACAGCCAGUUGCUUGAAAAAGCCCAAGGCGCACUCGAGCUUCUUUCCCAAUCCAACGCAAGCCCUCCUCUGCUGGUGGUAAUCUCAGAACCAGGAUCACCGACUCCUUCAACUGACAUCGACUAUGAGAAUCUCAUCACGAAUGCCGACCCACAGUUUGACAUCAGAUGGCCAGUUGAUGAAUGUGAGCCUAUAUCCAUAAACUACACUUCAGGUACCACAUCCAAACCGAAAGGUGUCAUUUACACUCAUCGAGGAGCGUACCUGAACGCCAUCGCGACAGUUCUCAUGCAUGAAAUUACGUCAAUGCCAGUGUAUCUAUGGACAGUACCGAUGUUUCACUGCAACGGUUGGUGCCUUGCUUGGGGCGUCGCAGCUCAGGGUGGGACCAACAUCUGCAUCCGAAAAGUCACAGCCAAGGUCAUCUUCAGUAGCAUCUCUCUGCACAAGGUGACGCACAUGGGCGGUGCACCAACAGUUCUGAACUCCAUCGUGAACUCGCCAGCUGGCGACCGGAAACCACUUCCCCAUAAAGUAGCGUUGAUGACCGGGGGUUCUUCGCCCCCACCUCAGGUUCUGUUCCAGAUAGAGGAGCUGGGGUUUACAGUCAUCCACAUCUAUGGACUCACUGAGACCUACGGUCCAGCGACGGCUUGUACAUGGAAGCCAGAGUGGGACUCUUUACCGGCAGAAGAAAAGGCGAGGACAAAAUCUCGUCAGGGGCUUCAUCAUUCCGGGAUCGAAAUGGAUGUGAAGGAUCCAGUUACGAUGAAGAGUGUUCCGCAAGACGGUAAGACGAUGGGCGAGGUGAUGUUCAGAGGAAACACAGUGAUGGCUGGGUAUUAUAAAGAUAGGGAGGCGACUGCUGAGGCUUUAGCUGGUGGCUGGUUUCGGUCUGGAGAUUUGGCAGUUAGACAUGAUGAUGGGUAUAUACAGCUGAAGGACCGAUCCAAGGACAUUGUGAUUUCAGGUGGGGAGAAUAUAAGCACGAUCGAGGUAGAGUCUGUGCUUUUUGGGCAUCCAGCGAUCCUUGAGGCGGCAGUCAUUGCAAGGCCUGACGAGCACUGGGGUGAGACGCCCUGUGCUUUUGUGAAGCUGAAGGAGGGGUGUAGUGCAAGCGAAGAGGAGAUAGUGAAGUACUGUCGCGAUUCGCUGCCUCAUUAUAUGGCGCCGAAGACAGUUGUUUUCGAGGACAUACCGAAGACUUCAACAGGGAAAGUGCAGAAGUAUGUGUUGAGGGAGAAAGCAAAGGCAAUGGGAAGUAUUUCUCAGACUAAUGGUGCUCCAAAAAUUUGAUUUGUUUAUGGCUAUAUUUUCUUUAUUUGUUGUUUUUUCCCCUAAAUAUUAGAUGAUGGGAUUUGUUGAAAGUCUACGAACCGAGCUGAGAGUUUUCUGUACAUGGGAGAGGAUACAAACUCUGAAAGUGAAUAACCAGAUUGUUGUCUUUCUCCAUCUGUACAUGGGAGUUGUAGUUAAUUGAGUUGUAAUUUCUUGUUUAAGUAGUCAUUUAAUAGUCGGUUACUUUUUCUUUUUUGCUAGUUA